AAAAAAUACAUAAAAAAUACAAUUUAACAGGACUCAUGGAAAUGAUGCAGAAACCUCAUGCUGUAUGCAUUCCCUUUCCAGCACAAGGUCACAUAAAUCCCAUGUUAAAAUUUGCCAAAAUCCUUCAUUCUAAAGGCUUCCACAUCACCUUUGUCAACACCGAAUUUAACCACCAGCGCCUUAUUAAGUCUCAAGGCUCGGAUAUCCUAAACCGCCUCCCAUCUUUUCAGUUUGACACAAUUCCUGAUGGCCUUCCGCCACCCGAAAACUUUGAUGUCACCCAAGACAUCUCAUCUUUGUUCAAGUCCCUCCCUGAAAACUGUUUGGAACCAUUUAAGAAACUUUUGAUGAAACUUAACGGUUCUAAAACAAGCCCUCGUGUGAGCUGUAUUGUUUCAGAUGGUUCAAUGAGCUUCACACUUGAUGCUGCAGAUGAACUGGGUAUCCCUGAUGUUCUGUUUUGGACACCUAGUGCUUGCGGUUUCUUGGCUUAUGCACACUAUAUUACUCUCAAGGAGAAAGGAUAUAUUCCACUAAAAGAUUCUGCAGACUUCACCAAUGGCUACUUAGAUACAAUCGUUGAUUGCAUACCUAGUAUGAAAGGCAUGGGCCUGAAAGACAUGCCAACUUUCGUGAGAACUACAGAUCCAGACGACAUGAAAAUAAACUAUGUUAUCCGGGAAACUGCUAGAUCCAAAAAAGCUUCAGCCAUAAUACUCAACACCUUUGAGGAGCUGGAGCAUGAUGUUCUAAAAGAAUUGUCUUUGAUUUAUCCUCCCAUUUAUACAAUUGGACCACUGCAUACACUCUCAGACACAACAGAGAACAAGAAUUUAGAGUUUUUGAGUACGAGUCUUUGGAAAGAAGACACCAAAUGCCUAGAUUGGCUUAAUUCCAAGGAACCGAAUUCAGUUGUGUAUGUGAAUUUUGGGAGCAUAACUGUGAUGACACCUCAACAACUAGUCGAGUUUUCAUUUGGACUUGCUAAUAGUGACCAAACCUUUUUAUGGGUUAUUCGACCAGACUUGGUUUCCGGAGACUCAAAGUUGUUUCCAAAAGAGUUCUUAGAAGCAACAAACACGAGAGGGUUGAUCGUAAGUUGGUGCCCCCAAGAAAAAGUACUAAAUCACCCAUCAAUUGGAGCGUUUCUGACACAUUGUGGGUGGAACUCGACUUUAGAGAGUAUAGCUAGUGGUGUUCCAAUGAUUUGUUGGCCCUUUUUUGCAGAACAACAAACGAAUUGUUGGUAUAUUUGUAACAAAUGGGGCAUCGGAUUGGAGAUCUACAACAAUGUGGAUAGAAAACAGGUUAUGAAUCAUGUUAAAACUUUAAUGGUGGAGGAAAAAGGCAAGGAGAUGAGAGAAAUGGCCAGGAUUUGGAAGAAAAAAGCCGAAUCCUCGUCGUCUUGGUUGAAUAUAGACAGCUUGGUCAACCAAGUUCUGCUUCGCUCUUAAAGUUCAUACUUGUUGAACACAAGAAUAUGAAUUAGACACAUUCUAUUCGUAUUGAUCUGGGAAUGUAUGAUUGUACAACAAAAUAAUUUGACAACUUCAUUUCAAUAA
Erigeron canadensis is the source of this 1562-nucleotide messenger RNA. RefSeq names its product 7-deoxyloganetin glucosyltransferase-like. The record is from RefSeq and is a predicted model, not a curated record. NCBI's taxonomy places the organism in Eukaryota, Viridiplantae, Streptophyta, Magnoliopsida, Asterales, Asteraceae. The transcript is spliced from 2 exons. Bases 36 to 1454 code for a protein of 472 amino acids. Gene Ontology annotation, molecular function: UDP-glycosyltransferase activity.